AUGGAUCGCAGUCUUGACGAAAUCCUUGCCGCUCGUGACGACGUACGCCUCUUCCCCAGCUGCUUCUGCGGUACGUCCUCUCCACCUCGAGGCAACUUGCUAACCUGGAUCCGCAACAACAGCGAAAGGGCGGCAGACCUCGCGGCCGUGGUGGUCACGGAGGCCAACGGCGACGAGAACCCCGCGAAGACUUCCCUCGUGAUGGCGUCAGAAAGGUGCCCUACCUCCUCCCCCUUCUCUGAACUGCGCCUGCCCACCUGUCCAACACCUCCCAUUCGGUCUUCGAUUGCCGUUGUAGCUGCCUUGGCCAUGCGCGAUGCUAUCGCUCGGUCCUACCGCGACGAUGCGCCCAGAAACCUCGACUCUGAAUGGGUCCACGAUAGAUUCGAAGACAAUGGACGCAGACCACGCCAGUCACGAAGGGGUCCAGAACGGGACGAGCCCGAGGAUCUGUCUGAGCUGAAUGGUACCAAGAUCCGCGUCGAGAAUGUCCACUACGAACUCAGCCGGGAGGACUUGGUGGGACUAUUCAACCAAAUUGGGCCAGUUCAGAAACUUGACGUCGGCUACGACCGCGCCGGCCGCUCUACGGGAGUGGCGUACGUCACAUACGACUCAUACCACGAUGCUCGGGAGGCUAUCCGGGAGUUUGACGGUGCUAAUGCCCACGGCCAACCGAUUCGGCUGUCUAUUGUUCCUCCCCGACGUCAGCGCAACCCCUUCGACACCGCUGUUAUGCCAGGCCGACCCCUAGCCGAGCGCGUUACUGUCCCGCCCGGGCGGAACCGCUCGCUGUCGCCGGACAGAGACCUGGAAGAUGAGGCUGCCCGUAAAGGUAUCGAUCGUUACGUACCUGGUGGACGGAGCAACCGCUCUCGCAGUCCAAUUCGUGGCCGGAGACGCGAGGGUGGGCGCCGUCCCGGCGCCCGCCGCGGAGGUGGGGUUGCAAGGGACGGCGGAGAACGUGCAGGCAGAGAUGGACGUCCGAAGAAAACCCAGGAAGAGCUGGACGCCGAGAUGGAGGAUUACUUCGGCGGUGGUGGAGGGGACGCCCAGCCAGCGAGCAAUAGCAACGGCCAAGCUGCGGCGGUCCAGCCCGCAGAAGACGAUAUCGACAUGAUCGAGUGA
This is a messenger RNA of Diaporthe citri, 1128 nucleotides long. RefSeq lists its product as uncharacterized. The transcript is spliced from 7 exons. NCBI's taxonomy places the organism in Eukaryota, Fungi, Ascomycota, Sordariomycetes, Diaporthales, Diaporthaceae. The record is from RefSeq and is a predicted model, not a curated record. Gene Ontology annotation, molecular function: mRNA binding. Gene Ontology annotation, biological process: mRNA export from nucleus. Gene Ontology annotation, cellular component: nucleus. The coding region runs from base 1 to 1128 and encodes 375 amino acids.